UAUGCAAUAUCACUAAUAAGUCAAUACACUUUUGGAUGCUAAGACAGAGGAAUAUCCAAAAAGGAAGUUCCAAUUAACAAAACUUCUUGGUUCUGGCUCGGAAGGAGGAGCCUUUCUUGCUAAUGCUACUGAAUGGGGCAAUAAUCCGAAAUAAGUAGUAAUUAAAAUACAAAAAAACAUGAAACCUGAUGAAAAAGAUUUUCUUUCUCGUUUAAUAGAUUACCAAAUAAAAUAUGAAAAUGGUAAAAAUUCAUAAUAUCUUCCUACUCAUCUAAUCAGAAUAUAUGAAUAUUUUUAAUGGUAAUAAAACCAUUGCAUUGUUAUGGAAGUUGGGCAAGAAGAUUUGUAUAAUUACAUAGGUAAAAGUUAGAAUGUAUCAAUAUAAGAAAAAGAAAAAAUUUGUUUUUAGGUAUAUAUUUUAAUAAAUAUAAUUAUAGAUUCUUUACCCAAUACGAUUUUUACAUGAAUAGAAGUUAGUCCAUCGAGAUAUUAAACCAGAAAAUUAUAUUAAAGUAGGAAAUAUUUUUAAACUUAUUGACUUUGGUUUAAUUAGGAGUUCUAUAUCUGAAAAUAAAACAUAAUAAGUUGGGACUAAAAUCUUUCAAGCACCAGAAAUUUUAGAAAAUAGCAGCUCAUAUACAGAUAAAGUUGAUGUCUGGUCAUUAGGAUGUGUUUAUUAUGAAAUAUUAUCAACUUAACCUUUGUUUGAUGGUAUAAAUAAAUUUAUAACCUUAGGAUAAUCUCAUUAAGAUAUAAAUAGAAAAAUUAAAAAUCAUAAAACUAAGCCAGAAUUGAUUAACAAUAAAAUCAAUUAAUUAUAAACUUCAUAAUAAUUUAAAAACAUUUUAAUUUAAAUGUUAUUUUAUGAAGAAAAUAAAAGGCCAUCAAUAGAAUAGAUUUAUAAUCAAUUCAACAAUUACUUAAAUCCAUAAUCUAUAGUUAUUCAAUAAAUUGUACUCAAACCAGAUAAUUUAGAACCAUAAUAACCAUAAGCAACUAAAUAAUAAGAAUAAAUAAAGCCUCAAAAUACAAAUCCUACUAUUAAAUUUUAAACUAAUAGUUCUGAAUAAUAAAAUCAAAAUAAAGAACUUAAUUUAAAUUAAGAAUAAACAAAGAUUACAUAAGAAAUGAAAAAAGACUAGAUUGAAUUAGAAGAAUUUAAUUAAUCCUAAUUAAAUUAGAUAUAAAAAAUUGUUGAGGAUAACUAGAUUAAAAUAUUAGAAUAAAUCAAUAGCAAUGUAGAAUCAAAACUUAAUGAAUCUAAAAAUUAAUUAUAAAGCCACGAUGUGGAUAUAAAAAAUUUAGGUUAAAAAAUAUAAGAUAUUGAAAACAAUAUGAACAAAAAACAAGAAGAGGAUAAACAUAAUUAAACAUAAAUUUAAGAAUAAUAGAGAAAAUUAGAUGAAUAAAAUAAAAAUUAAAUUAAAGAAAUAGAAUCUUAAAUCUAAAAAGAAAAAAAUGAUGAAAAAUAAACAUUAGAUAAGAAAUUGGAAUAAUUUUAAUAAUAAUUAGAAUAAUUAUCAUAAUAAAUAGAUAUGUAGAGAAAAAAUAUUGAAGAAUAGGACAUAGAAAAAUACAUAAAACAAGAAAUAUCACAAGAGAAUGAAAAGUUAAUUAAACAAUUAGAAUCAAAAUAUAAAAACUAAUUAGACCAUAUGUAAUAAUCACUGGAUCAAGUAUCAUAAACAUAGAAAGAAUAAAAUGAUUCUUUUAUUUCUCUUGUCAAAAAAAGUUAAAAUUAAGUAGAGGAAAUUGAAGGGUAAUGGAAAAAUUAUGAACAAUAAAUAUAUCACUCUUUAAAUGAAAUGAAAUUGUAGUUGGAAAAUUUAUAAUAAUCACAAUUAACAUUAACUUAGUAAUAUAGAAAUGAUAAUUCAGGACAAUAAUUAUAAGAUAAUUAGACACAAGGAUAAAAUAUAACUAAUCAAUAUAAAAUUUCAUCUUAAAAUAUCUAGAAUAAAACCAAUGAUUUUGAUCAAAGAUAAGUCAAUUAAAAUAUCUAAGAUAAACAAAUAUUUGUUCAAUAAUUAAAUUAAUUAACACCAAUGUUGGUCUAAGAUUUAACAUACGUAUUAUAAAAUUAAUCUAUUUAAAAUGAAAAAAAUUAAAAUAAUUAAUAAAGUAAUUAAUAAUAAACUUCAGAUUAAUAAUCAAAUAUUUAAGAAACAACAUAUUUUUAAGAAUAAAAAAGUGAGAAUCCUUAUUUAAAUAUAUAAUCAACAUAGGAAUACAAGAAUCUUAUUUAAAAUUUAAGAUGUGAAUUUUAGAAAUAAGGUAAUUAGUAUUAGGAUGAAAUUAAAAAAUAAUAAACAGCAUUAGCAGAGUUAAAGAAUAAAAAUAAAAAAAUUAAGAAAAAAAAUGAAUAAUAAGAAUAAUAAAUUGAGCAAUUGAAAAACACCGAAAAACAAGUUUAGUUCUUAAUUGAACACUUCAAGAAUAAGUAGAAUCUAUAAGAAUUUAUGAAAAAAAAUAAUAAACAAUAUUUGGAAUUGGUCGAGCUUAUAAACGAAAAUAAUUGUUGA
Paramecium pentaurelia is the source of this 2522-nucleotide messenger RNA. The record is from the annotation of a GenBank genome assembly. Lineage: Eukaryota; Ciliophora; Oligohymenophorea; Peniculida; Parameciidae.